Messenger RNA from Brassica rapa (field mustard), 2879 nucleotides. RefSeq names its product E3 ubiquitin-protein ligase ATL42. Lineage: Eukaryota; Viridiplantae; Streptophyta; Magnoliopsida; Brassicales; Brassicaceae. The record is from RefSeq and is a predicted model, not a curated record.
UUUGGUAUAAAACCGAAUAAACCGAAAACUGACGGUAUAUAAACCGAACCGAACCGAAGUAAAUAUGGAUUUAGAAUGGUAGUUAUAUUUUACUAACCGAAAUACCGAAAACCAAAAAAAAACAAACCGAAACCGAACCGAUAUCCGGAUUGAACACCCCUACCAAGAACCAAACUAAAAAUCAGUCUAAAGAACUAAAAUUACUAAAUAUAUGAUGCAUGUUGUAAUUUUCAAAUAUAAAUGACAAACAACUUCCGUAUAGUCUAUGGUCUUGAAUAUGAUCAAAAUGAGGUCAGAUAAUAACAGCCCACCAAAAGGUAACUUGUUUUAUAGUUAAUGAAGAGAAUAGUAGAAAACAAUGAGAAAGCUAUAGCUUAUACAAAUAACAAACUCUUGUAUCGUAGAUGACGUAAUUUAUAUUAAUUUAUACUAAUCAAUCUCUCUAACAUAAUCUCAUUUGCUUCUGCAAUAAAACUAUUUUAAACCUAAAUCUUUCCAAGAAAAAUAAGAAAAACAUCUUCUUACGAUGUAUCUAAUCUUUUUCUUCAUUCUGACAACCAUCCACAGCUAUUACUAUGUCUCUGCUCAGCCUCCUCCUCCUCCGCUCACAAACGGCGACCUCGUCGCCAACUUUGAGCCGAGUUUGGCCGUCGUCACAGUAGUUCUCGCCAUCAUGUUCUCGCUCACUUUCUUCCUCCUCGUCUACGCUAAGUGCUGCCACAUCGAUCUCCGGUCAAGAACCGGCGAGGGAAGACGGCAAGAUCGCCGGAUCAUACAAGGAAUAUUCGUUAACCGGUCAGCUAACUCGUCGGACCGGUUCUCCGGUUUAGACAAAACAGUAAUCGAGUCACUUCCUCUGUUUAGAUUCUCAGCUUUGAAAGGAUCAAAACAAGGGCUUGACUGUUCUGUUUGCUUGUCUAAGUUCGAAAGUGUCGAGAUUCUGAGAUUGUUGCCUAAAUGUCGUCACGCUUUCCACAUCGGGUGCAUCGAUCAGUGGCUUGAGGAGCACGCGACGUGCCCUCUCUGCAGAGACAGAGUCUCGAUAGAAGAAGAGUACUCUGUUUAUGGAAACAGCUUCCGGUUCUUGAAUCAGUCUGAGGUGAGAGAAGAUUCGAGCUUGGAGCUUUACAUCGAAAGAGAACAAGAAGAAGAAGAAGUUGGUGGGUCAUCGAGAUUCAGCAUCGGAGAUAGCUUCCGGAAGAUUCUUAAAUUAGGUCACAAAGAGAAACCCUUACUUGAUCAACACGGAAAUGAUAAAGACGAGAGGAAGCUGAUGCAUAAGUUCAAUCAUAGGAUCAUUGUGUCUGAUGUUGUGUUCAAGAAUCGUUGGAGCAAUGUGAGUUCGUCGGAUUUGAUGUUUUUGAAUUCAGAGAUGGUUAGUUCGAUUUCAAGCGAGAGGUUCUUAUCGAUGGAUCGAGUUAAGAGAGGUGAUGAAGAGGAUGGAAGAGGUAGCUUGCAAGUCAAGGAAGAUACGGAAGCCAAGAGAAUGUUGGAGAACAAGUUGACUUCGAUGAAAACUAUGUUGUUGUCGGAAAAUGGAGAGUCUGGUUCGAAAUCAAGAAGCGUAAUGGUCGAGACAGGAAGAAGAUCGGUCUCUGAGAUCACUGCAGUUCCUAGACUCGGUAUUGCGGUUCAUGGAGAUUAUAGCGGUUCAACCGCAGCGACUGCGUUAGAAACGGAGAGAAGACGGCGUUUGUGGCUGCCGAUCGCUAGAAACACAGCACAAUGGUUUGCUAAUAGAGAAUUAAGAAGGCAAAUUAACACAACACACCUACACUUAGAUGUUUAGUUUUUUUUUCUUCUUUAAGAAUUGCAAUUUUUUCAAAGUUACAGAAUUAAUUUAUAUUUAGUUUUGAUCUAUGUCUUGCAAAAAAAAAAAAGCACACACAUGUUAGUUAGGUCAAAAGAAAAUUAUUUGUGUAAAUACGAUGAAUUUAUAUAUAAACAAAGUUUUGAUUCAAUACAAAUUAAUGGAUUGAAUUAUUACUGAGUUUUAUUCUGGUAUUCCAUUUUAUAAAAUGGUGAUCAUUGUUUUCAAUAAAUGGAACAUGUCAGCUUACCUGGCUACAGAAGCAACCACGUUCAUUUAGAAGUUAUCGUUAUGACUGCAUCAAAUUGUUGUGAAUGACUGCAUCAUAUCCUUAUAACUUUAAUACACACGUGUUACAUCAAGUUAUGAACUACCCCUUGGUUUUGUCUUUUGAUAUUGUGUUAUUCUGUUACAUUACUAACUCGUGUAUAUGAUAUUGAGCAGACUUUAUUCGUAUUUGAAAAAUUUCCAAUGAACGAAUCAUAUAAUACGAAAUAGGUGAAUGAGGCCAAAGAUUCUUGUGAUGUAAGAAAUAAGUCAUUGCAUCAUAUCAUGUGGUCCAACGUUAUGACGAUUAUGAAUGGACUGGCAAUAUUAUUGUAUAUACUAUAUAUUAUUAAACUGAACCCCAGGAAAUUAAUAAAAUAUGAUCAAGCUAAACAAUAACUUUCAUAUGGCUUUAACAAACAAAAACUCUAUUAUGGUAUAAGGCUUUCAUAAUGCUCUAACGAAUUAUUCGUGGUUUUCAUUUUUUGUGUGGUUCAUUCUAGCAUUUGAUUUCGAGAUGAUAUGUAUUUUGAAGAGUAUAUAUAAUACACUAAUGACUAAAUUACAAAAAAAACAUCAUAAGCCAAACAUAACACAAACACAUCAUGUUACACAAUUAGAUCCUCUCUCACGGCCUGAGGUAUUGUUUCCACUGAGGCUGCAGAUACAACCUUCACCUACCUCAUGGAUGAUAGAUAUGAUGGUGGAUGAUGAUGAUUUUGCUAAAGACCGCAACAAACCAAGCAGUCGGAUACGGCAGAAACACAGGCCGGUUGUACCGAAACCAAUGCGUGACUCGACC